This is a messenger RNA of Raphanus sativus (radish), 1117 nucleotides long. RefSeq names its product probable NAD(P)H dehydrogenase (quinone) FQR1-like 1. The record is from RefSeq and is a predicted model, not a curated record. Gene Ontology annotation, molecular function: oxidoreductase activity; FMN binding. Lineage: Eukaryota; Viridiplantae; Streptophyta; Magnoliopsida; Brassicales; Brassicaceae.
GGUGAAAUAUAAAUAGAUCAAUAUACACGGGGGUUGACCUGGAAAUUCUCCCAAGAGAAUACGACUUGGACUGCUUUGUUUGAACUCGAAUUUUCCGGAAACGAGAAAAAUCAAAACUUUUAAGAGAUUCUCGAGAAGAUUGAACCAAAGCACUUCUAUCGUGUAUGUAAAAGAAAUAAUUCUCUUUACGAAAUGCUCUCUGCGUGUUAAUAAAUGUUCGAUCAUCAAGUAAUCAAUCGGUCAACUUUGAUUGACUCAAUAUGAUUGAUCCGUGAUCUGGACGUGUAGUGGCGUCGUAUAGUAUGAUCUUUUACUAAUCCCUGAGCCUGUGUAGAACAUCGAUGAUACAGAGUUAUUUAUGAUGAAUCUCAUUUUUGUGAUGAUUUGAUGUUAGAGACAUACAUUAAGUGGUCGGGUUGACAAGUGUGGUGGAGUGUGUGUAACAGCCUAACAGGUAAUACUUAAUGUAUGGACAUGUGGAGAAAUUAGCACAAGAGAUUAGGAAAGGUGCUGCUUGUGUUAAUAGUGUCGAUGCCAAACUUUGGCAGGUCAGUGAGACGCUCCCAGAAGAUGUGCUCUCUAAAAUGAGUGCACCUCCAAAGAGUGAUGCUCCUCUUAUCACCCCCAGCGAUCUUACCGAGGCUGAUGGCUUUGUCUUUGGCUUCCCAACAAGGUUCGGUAUGAUGGCUGCUCAGUUCAAGGCUUUCUUAAAUUCAACUGGUGGCCUCUGGAGGAUUCAGCAACUCGCCGGUAAGCCUGCCGGAAUCUUCUACAACACAGGGUCUCAAAGUGGUGAUCAAGAAACUACCGCGUUAACUGCCAUUACUCAACUGGUUCAUCACGGGAUGAUAUUUGUCUCGAUCGGGCACACGUUUGAUGCUGGUAUGUUUGUUGGAGAAGCAUUCCACUAGGGGAAGUACAUCGCCGCUAUAAGUAAGAAGCUCAAGGGACCUGCUGCUGCUUAGAGCUCUCUCUCUCUCUCUCAAAUGAUGAACUUUAUUAUUAUAUUCUUGAUUCUUUGUUUCAACAAUUUGGUAUUUUGUGAUUUUCUCGUUCUGGAUUUAUCUAACACUGAAAUGAGUUACUUCAGCUAAGCAAUAAAACCUCAUUGAUUUUA